CUGACAGAUGCGUCAAUUGUGUAGGAUAAGGCCAUUCUAUCGAUCCCAUCUUCCGUUAACACAGCAACCAACAUGGCGACAACGAGGCUUUGAAACUAGCAGUCGAUCAGAAAACUCCCAAGAAUGUUUGGCCCGAGGCUGUACUACGUGAUAUCCUGCUUUCCCCUCUUUCAUGCCUGGUCAUUAAGCCAUGUCCACCUGAAUCUCCGCGACAAUGGUCACUCUGGUCACUCGGGGCUCUUCAAUCACGAUUCCCGACAUGGAGGGAUCAAAAUGGGGGUUCCAGAUGAAUUCUGUGACAACGGAAAGAAUGACCUGAGCGUGGAUUGGAAUAUGAAAGAUCAGUCGCUGUAUAGCUGUACAGAAAUAUUGGUGGUGCCUCUAUCACCAAAAACAAGGAGCAAAGUCUAUUGCACAGAUGAAGAAGACAUGCCCAUACAUGUCUGCAUGAAUGAAACAAUAACAUAUCGUGACACUAUUCCUUUAAGUGGUCGUCACCGCCCUCUGUGGCCUGUUUACGGCGAAUACCUCUACCUUCCUCCACAAAGAUGGGUACAUUCAUUAGAGCAUGGUGCUGUGGUCAUGCUCUAUCACCCCUGCGCUAAAAAGGAGGAGGUGGAUAAGCUAAAAGCCAUCGUAGAGGGUUGUUUACGACGUCACGUCAUAACACCUUAUAAAAGCCUUCCUCUUGCAGAGCCAUUUGCCCUCGUGACUUAUAAAUGUCGACUUACGAUGAACUAUGUAGACGAAGACGCCGUGGUUAGAUUUAUUAAAGAACACGCACUACAUGCCCCAGAGAAUGAAGUUUGGGUAGAUGGCGAUUAUUCCUUUGGACUGUUAAAGCCCAGUAAGACGCUCCCAAGAAGUGGAGAGAAAGAUACUUCUCUUUGUCCUUCACUGUUCGGAAACAUACAGACGAUCGACAGACGCUGACACCGUGUGGUCACGUGUCAUUGGUGGGAAAUAGAUUGGCAUAGUGAUAUAUUUUAUUAAAUGGUGAUUUUCAA
This is a messenger RNA of Ostrea edulis (European flat oyster), 1007 nucleotides long. RefSeq lists its product as uncharacterized. NCBI's taxonomy places the organism in Eukaryota, Metazoa, Mollusca, Bivalvia, Ostreida, Ostreidae. Gene Ontology annotation, cellular component: cytoplasm. Bases 124 to 933 code for a protein of 269 amino acids. The transcript has 9 exons. The record is from RefSeq and is a predicted model, not a curated record.